AAUAGAUGUAUAAUUCAUUAUGCAAUUUUAUAGAAUUAAAUCUUAUUUAUCUUCAGAUAUAAAAACUAUAUUUACCAGCUGAAACACUAACGCAUAUGCAGUAUAAUAUAAUCUACUUAACAAUCUCGUUUUAGUUAUAAUAUGUGAUUAAUUCUUUUGCUAUUUCGCUAUAAACAGUUUUUUGUGCAUACAAUAUUUUUUUAUAGUAUUCUAAUAUAUUGUUAGAUAUUGUAAAGAAAGUAAAAUACAGUUAUUGAAGUGUGGGAACAUUCAAUGUUAACCUUGCUUCAAAAAAUAAUCUUUCGAAUGAAUGGGGAAUAGAUUUUUAGUAUUAUAAAGCAAAUUCAAUAUUUAAAUGAUGUUAUUUUAAAAUGGCAGAUGAUAUGAAUGUUCUUUUUAUACGAGGAAAUGGAAACGUAUGUAUGGAUACAGACACAGCCAAUGAUAAUGUUUGGGACGAUAGUGCAUUAAUAGAAGCAUAUGAUAAAGCAAUAAAUUUAGCAAAAGAAGAAGUUAUCAAGCGAAUGGGAAUGGAUGUUGGAAAUUCUCAACCGAAAGAAAACCUACAAAAUCUUAAGCAGCCUAAACACGCAAGUAAAUUACACAAGAAAUGGAUCAUAGGAGCACCUUGUCGUGCAAUAUACUCAGAGGAUGGAGAAAUUUAUGAAGCUAUAAUAUCAAAAAUUUACGAAAACAAUGGCACGUGUGUUGUAAAAUUUGUAGGCUAUGGUAAUACAGAGAAAGUCGAGUUGAGUUCUCUUUUAGAAUCAGAAGGUUUGCAAAGUCAAAUAGCACAACAAAAGAAAGCUUUGGAAGAGAAAUUCAAUGAAGAGAACGACGAGACUUGUGAGACUAAUUUUUCUACAAAUGUAAAUUCGAAAAAAUAUAAUGUAGAAAAAAUGGAUUGUGCACAUCACUUCAUAUCGGGACCAUCUUUCAAUUCGAUGACUGAUAUAAUGCCACCUGCACCUCCUUUACCACCAUAAUUAAUGGCCGAGUAAGUACAAUUUAAAAAUUCUAAUGAAAUGCUGAAUACUUCUAAUAUUAAUAAGUAAUUUGGAAUAAGUUUAACAUUUUAUUUGGAAAAAAAAAAAAUACGAAAUUUUAAUAAAAUGUACUAGAUUACCAGAUAAUGAUACAGACGCACUUUCAAGUAUGUUGAUGUCAUGGUAUAUUAGUGGUUUUCACACAGGUUAUUAUCAUGGUUUGAAACAAGCAAGAAACAAUCAAGAGAACAGGAAGAAGUGUUGAUUAUAUCAAUUUUUUCAAUAACAAUAUAACGAUAAUAUAAGAUAUAAUAAAAUAUAAAACUCAUUGUAUUUAUUUACUUCAAUUAUUUGAAAUAAAGAACAGCUUUAUUUUCAUAUAA
Messenger RNA from Bombus huntii, 1369 nucleotides. Its product is annotated as survival motor neuron protein-like. The coding region runs from base 372 to 986 and encodes 204 amino acids. The transcript has 6 exons. Gene Ontology annotation, molecular function: RNA binding. The record is from RefSeq and is a predicted model, not a curated record. Gene Ontology annotation, biological process: mRNA processing. NCBI's taxonomy places the organism in Eukaryota, Metazoa, Arthropoda, Insecta, Hymenoptera, Apidae. Gene Ontology annotation, cellular component: cytoplasm; nucleus.